This is a messenger RNA of Momordica charantia (bitter melon), 1879 nucleotides long. Lineage: Eukaryota; Viridiplantae; Streptophyta; Magnoliopsida; Cucurbitales; Cucurbitaceae. The record is from RefSeq and is a predicted model, not a curated record.
AAGAGUUUCAGGGGAGGAAAGUGGGCUAAAAUUCUUCGAAAUCGAUUAGUGUGUUAUGAAGUAGUUUCGUGGAAGCGAGACAGCGCAAUCGCUUCCCGGAUACUAUGGGUUUCUUAUUUUCUUGGAUUCCAAGCAACGGGGAUCUGUUUUCCCCUCCGAAGUCAUACUUCUGGGAUUUCAACACUACUUGGUGAUGCUUGGAACUACUGUUGCACUCUCCACUAUACUCGUUCCUCUCAUGGGUGGCGGAAAUGUGGAGAAGGCUGAAAUGAUAAACACUCUGUUGUUUGUUGCGGGUAUCAAUACUUUAUUACAAACCUGGUUCGGCACCCGGUUGCCGGUGGUGAUUGGUGGGUCGUAUGCCUUCAUCAUCCCGGCCAUUUCGGUGGUUUUGUCUCGGAGAUUUAAUUUCUAUGUUGAUCCUCACCAGAGGUUUAGAGAAUCAAUGAAGGCUCUACAAGGAGCACUGAUUGUUGCGUCUUUCCUGCAAAUGAUAGUCGGUUUUUUGGGAUUCUGGAGGAUUGUUGCAAGGUAUUUUAGCCCUUUAUCUGCAGUUCCUCUUGUAACUCUCACUGGACUCGGUCUAUUCGCACUCGGUUUUCCUCAACUAGCUAAUUGUGUUGAACUUGGACUCCCAGAGUUGGUCAUAGUGGUUUUAUUAUCCCAGUACGUUCCACCCCUGUUGAAAGGCAGACGAGCCGUAUUUGAUCGAUUUGCAGUUAUUUUCUCAGUAGCUAUUGUGUGGGCAUAUGCAGAGAUAUUGACUGCAGCUGGUGCAUAUAAAAACAAAUCUCCAAGUACUCAAUUCAGUUGCCGCACAGAUCGUUCUGGGCUCAUUAGUGCUGCCUCCUGGAUAAAGGUUCCUUAUCCAUUUCGCUGGGGGGCUCCUAGAUUUGAUGCUGGAGAUGCUUUUUCUAUGAUGGCUUCUGCCUUUGUUGCUCUCGUUGAGUCUACAGGAACAUUCAUUGCAGCUGCAAGAUAUGGGAGUGCCACACAUAUACCUCCUUCUGUACUAAGCCGUGGCGUCGGUUGGCUGGGGGUAGGGACUUUACUGAAUGGUGCAUUUGGCACUGGCGUUGGAUCCACUGCAUCAGUUGAAAACGCAGGUCUUUUGGGUUUGACACGAGUUGGAAGCCGGAGAGCCAUUCAAAUUUCUGCUGGGUUUAUGCUUUUCUUCUCCGUGCUAGGCAAGUUUGGUGCUGUCCUUGCUUCUAUACCCUUACCUAUAAUGGCAGCCCUGUACUGUGUCCUCUUUGCCUAUAUAGCUUCUGCCGGUCUCGGGUUCCUUCAGUUCUGCAAUCUAAACAGCUUUCGGUCAAAAUUCGUACUCGGAUUUUCUCUGUUCUUGGGCCUCUCUGUGCCCCAGUACUUCAAUGAGUAUCUUCUCAUUUCUGGGCAUGGUCCUGUUCACACUAAAGCCACAUGGUUUAACAACAUUGUCCAAGUGAUCUUUACUUCCCCAGCAACAGUGGCAGCUAUGGUUGCCUUCUUCUUGGACAUCACAUUGUCAAGGAAUCAUGGCUCGACCCGCCGAGACAGCGGUCGCCACUGGUGGGAGAAGUUCUGGUCCUUCAGUCUCGAUACAAGGAGCGAAGAGUUCUACUCCCUUCCUUGGAACCUCAACAGGUUCUUCCCAUCAGCCUAACUUUGAAUUACUAAUCAUCACUGAACAGAAUCAAAGGGAUAGAGAAGGAUAAAGUACAGGAAAUGUUUGAUCUUGUUUUGAGUGAAAACAAGUUAUUUGGACACUUUUUAUCCUUAAAGAGAGAAUGUUUAAAGCAUAUGCAUAGGAGAAAAACACUGAAAUUAGCUUGCUAUUUGAAUAUCUUGUUAAGGCUGUCCCUACACUAUUAUUAUACCAGUAAAUUAAAAGUCGUUA